AUGCCGAGGCCCGUUGGAUUUACCCUUGAAGAUGAAGGAGCAAAGAAGAAGUGGGACGCGUGGAAACGAGAAGAAGGUGUCUCCCGUACUGAAGCAAAGAGACGGUACAUUUCCUACUUGAUUGAGACCAUGAGAAUAUAUGCCAGUGGUACUUUGGAAGCAAGAGAACUUCUCAGCGAACUUGAAUAUCUCUGGGACCAAAUUAAGGACUUGCAGUAUACUCCAGAUAGCGACUCGCCUCCGAUGCCGUUACCAUUGCCUUCGCAUUCUCCGCUGUUCUCCCACACCGAUCGCUAUUCAACCACCACUCCAUUACCGCCGCCUAGUAACUAUUCUGGGAGCGGCACACAAUACCGAAACAACCUUCAAAAGAUAUACUCCCAUUCUCGACGCAAUACCAUGCUCUCGAUAAACGAGUACGUUCAACUGCAAAGGCUUCAGCAACUGCAUGGCGGUACACAUCUGGUGAAAAAUGCCGGGCCAGGAGAUUCAGUUUACUCUGCGCAACAAGGGAAUGCCGGUGCAGGUGCAUCAUCUUUAGACGAGUUCAAGUCAUGGCAGGGAGAAGUGAACUUGAUGAUAAACAAGCUCUCGCGUGAUAUCGUCAACUACAAACGUCAUCGCAGCGAGCUGUCCGAAAGCAGUGAUCAACUUCCGGAGGCACGCAAGCGAGCGUUAAAAACCUUGCGGGCAGUGGGCCUGGUACUUUUGCGUAUUGCUAAGAACUUUUCUAUCAGCUGCUUGACUUUGCUCUUCUUAGUGUGGUGCAUCAAGCGUAAUGUCAUUGUGAAGCAGACGCUCAUAAAAAAACCCAACAAUAAGCACAAGGAGCUUGUCAUAAAUAUGGUGUUGAACACCGAUGAGAACAAGUGGUUUAUUCGUCUUUUAAACUUGAUCAACAGUUUUGUGGGGUUCGUCUAG
Molecule: messenger RNA, 921 nt
Organism: Meyerozyma guilliermondii ATCC 6260
Lineage: Eukaryota; Fungi; Ascomycota; Pichiomycetes; Serinales; Debaryomycetaceae
Exons: 1
Coding region: 1-921 (306 amino acids)
Biological process (GO): fatty acid metabolic process
Molecular function (GO): fatty-acyl-CoA binding
Source: RefSeq, a predicted model, not a curated record